ACGGGCUCCAAGAUGGCGGCGCCGGAGGAGCGGCUCGUGUCGGAGGGCGAAGGCGGCGCCCCGGGCUCGGCGCGGCUCUCCCCGGCCCCGCUGCCGGAGGCCCCCGAGCCGCUGGCGCCCAUGGAGCCGCCACCUCAGAGCAAUACGCUCAUGGGGCUGCCCAUCGUGGCUAUCGAGAACAUCCUCAGCUUCCUGUCCUACGAUGAGACAAGCCAGCUGCGCUUGGUUUGUAAGCGAAUGGACGUGGUUUGCCAGAGAAUGUUAAAUCAGGGAUUUCUGAAAGUGGAAAGAUACCACAACUUGUGUCAAAAGCAAGUUAAAGCUCAACUUCCAAGACGGGAGUCAGAAAGGAGAAAUCAUUCAUUAGCUCGCCAUGCAGACAUCCUCGCUGCUGUGGAAACGAGACUCUCUCUCUUAAAUAUGACUUUCAUGAAGUAUGUGGAUUCCAAUCUCUGUUGCUUCAUACCUGGCAAGGUAAUAGAUGAAAUUUAUCGAGUGCUAAGAUAUGUAAACUCUACAAGAGCUCCUCAGAGAGCUCAUGAAGUUCUUCAAGAACUAAGGGACAUUUCCUCCAUGGCUAUGGAAUAUUUUGAUGAGAAGAUUGUUCCAAUACUGAAAAGAAAGAUGCCUGGGUCAGAUGUAUCGGGACGUCUAAUAGGAACUGCCCCAGUUCCAGGACCUUCUGCAGCACUGACAACAAUGCAGCUGUUCUCCAAACAGAGCCCUUCCAGGCAGGAAGUCACCAAGCUGCAGCAGCAGGUGAAAGCCAACGGCACGGGCCUGACGGCGCUAAAGCGGGAGAUCUCAGAGCUGCGCGUCAAAGUGCAGGAGCAGCAGAAGCAGCUCCAGGAUCAAGACCAGAAACUGCUUGAGCAAACCCAAAUUAUUGGGGAACAGAACGCCCGCUUGGCCGAGCUGGAGCGCAAGCUGCGAGAGGUGAUGGAGAGCACAGUAGGGAAUUCUUCAGGUUCCGGCUCAAAUGAACAAUCUCCCCGGAAACGGAGGAAGGCGGUGGAUUCCACAGACUGUCCUAGGAAAUCUAAACGCCUUCGGAACAGAAAAUAACUGGGAAGGAAAUGGCACCUUCAGGAGGAUACACUGCUCUAGUAGCCUAGGCAGGCCUGCUUGUUUGGAUACUGUGACCAGCUUCACGGUGUCACGUAGGCUGCUGGCUCUUCAAAACACCACUUAGACUUGAACAGUAAUUUUCUUUCAUUGACUUUUCCCCUGCUUUCUAUAUGGGUGGGCCUAAUGCACAGAAUCUUUUAAGAUUUGCAAUAGCUACAUACUAACCACACCUGCUCUGUUAUGUUUUGAAGGGUUAACCUUUUUUUUCCGUGCAGAUGUGUUUAAAGUAAACUUAUUUGUGUUUAUGCAUAUGUUCACAUAAAAUCUUAAAUAAAUUGUCUUAACUGACUAAAUGGUUAAGAGUAAAAACAGAUGUCCUGUUCACUUGAAGGAAAGAUCCGCUUUUAAAUCCUUGUUUUUGAGAACUUGACCUUUUUUGUUACAAGUGACCUUGUCUGGAAUGUCUGAAAAGUAGUUAAUACUUUUUGGGGUUCUCUGUAAUGAGUAAAACUGACUUCUUAAGCUACAGUAUCGGCUAUAUAUUUUUGUAAACUUCCAUGGAAGGGCCUUCUAUUCAGUCUUCACAUGCACACACCCUGGUUCUAGGUCUUGGGAGCCAUAUUCUACAUUUGCAUGGAUAGAUGCAUGUACAGCUUAGUCAGCCUGCCAAAAGCACUUGCCUGAAACUGUUCCAAACUCUGGGAGGAGAGCACAGAGACCUGUCAAGCAAUUCCUUUGUUCCUCAGCCAUAACUCAAUCUCUGCUUUCAGCACAGCGGCUUCCUCACAGCGAGGUGGUCUGGGAAGGCGAGCGGCAGAAGUGUUUGAGCCUG
Molecule: messenger RNA, 1900 nt
Organism: Pseudopodoces humilis (Tibetan ground-tit)
Lineage: Eukaryota; Metazoa; Chordata; Aves; Passeriformes; Paridae
Gene: FBXO28
Product: F-box protein 28
Biological process (GO): protein polyubiquitination
Molecular function (GO): protein binding
Source: RefSeq, a predicted model, not a curated record